Lycium barbarum (goji berry) is the source of this 2894-nucleotide messenger RNA. RefSeq names its product pentatricopeptide repeat-containing protein At5g02830, chloroplastic. Gene Ontology annotation, molecular function: protein binding. The record is from RefSeq and is a predicted model, not a curated record. Lineage: Eukaryota; Viridiplantae; Streptophyta; Magnoliopsida; Solanales; Solanaceae. The transcript has 13 exons. The coding region runs from base 150 to 2702 and encodes 850 amino acids.
GCAAAGUGCAAAGUGCAAACUAACUCCUCAGCCUUUCAAGUUCAAUCCCAAAAAAUUUACAUUUACAGCCCAACACCAAAAAAAUCAUCUUUACAAAUGGACUUUCACAUUUCAACAGAAAAAAGAAAAAACGGUUGGCUAGGAAGGAAAUGAGAGAAGCACUGGUGGUGAUACACUCUUCCCCUACUCCACCACCUCAUCGUCACCACCACCACCGUACCACUGCUAAGCCCAAGCCCAAAUUAAAGCCCAAACAAAAGCCCACUAACUUCACUUCCAUUAAUUCUCAUCACUCUCCACUUCUAUCUACACUACGGUGGGAUUCCACUUCAGGUAACUGUAACAGUCUCAAAUACUAUGCUGAGUUGGCAUCGAAGCUAGCGCAGGACGGGAGAUUCAAUGAUUCGUUGAUGAUCGCGGAGAGCGUUGUGGUAUCGGGAGUGAAUGCCGUUGAAUUCACGUCGUUGUUGAAUGUGAAGCUUGUUUCGAGUGGGAUUGUUCGAUUGCUAAAAGAAGGAAAGGUAGGGAGUGUUAUUGAGCUUCUGAAUGGUGCUCAGCAGCUUGGAAUUGAUCCGUUGAAGUUGCUUGAUGGAGCCGCUAUAAAUGCCCUUUCUCUAGAGUGUAGACGGACUUUGGAAUGUGGUGAAAUAGAGGAAGUUGUGAGCUUGAUGGAAACACUUAAAGGGUGUAGUAUGCCAAUUAAGGAUUUCGUGAGGCCGUCUGAGAUUAUAAGACUUUGUGUCAGCCAAAGAAAGCCAAAUGCAGCAGUAAGGUAUGCACAUAUUUUUCCACAUGUGGACAUUAUGAUCUGUAACAUAAUUCUUGAAUUUGGGAAGAAAGGCGAUUUGGUGUCUGCUCUAACUGUCUUUGAAGCAUCCAAGCAGAACCAGUACGCCCCGAAUUUGUACAUCUACCGCACAAUAAUAGAUGUUUGUGGUCUUUGUGGAGACUACUUGAAGUCCAGGUCCAUAUAUGAGGGGUUAAUCGCUAGCAAGUUUACAGCAAACAUUUAUGUCUUCAACAGCCUCAUGAAUGUAAAUGCCUGCGACUUGAGUUACACCUUGGACAUUUACAAGCAAAUGCAAAAACUAGGGGUUCCAGCUGAUUUGACAUCUUACAAUAUCCUUCUAAAAUCAUGCUGUCUUGCUACAAGAGUUGAUCUGGCCAAAGAAAUUUAUGGGGAGCUAAAGCAUUUAGAAACGGCAGGAGCAUUGAAAUUGGAUGUCUUCACUUAUAGCACUUUAAUCAAGGUAUUUGCAGAUGCAAAAAUGUGGCAGAUGGCGCUUGAAAUAAAAAAAGAUAUGCUAUCGGCUGGUGUCACUCCCAACAUUGUCACUUGGUCUUCAUUGAUCAGUGCCUGUGCCAAUGCCGGCCUGGUAGACCAAGCCAUUCAUCUAUUUGAAGAGAUGCUUCAGGCUGGUUGUGAACCUAAUCCACAUUGUUACAACAUUCUUCUUCAUGCGUGUGUUGAGGCCUGCCAGUAUGAUAGGGCCUUUCGGCUAUUCGGGUCCUGGAAGGAACAUGCGCUGCAGAAGGACAAUUGUGAAGAUUUUGGUAGCAAGACGGACAUUACUAUUGAUCUUCCCCCCACACCUAUGGUUUCUGCUAGUAUACCCACCCGCACUUUUGCUUCAUCUCAUGGACAUUUCUCUACGAGGGUUCCAUUUAGACCUACUACUUCUACCUAUAAUAUUCUGAUGAAGGCCUGCGGGAGUGAUUACUACCGAGCAAAAGCUUUGAUGGAAGAGAUGAAGGAAGUAGGUCUUUCUCCUAACCAUAUAAGCUGGUCUAUUUUGAUUGACAUCUGUGGAGGCUCAGGAAACGUACAGGGUGCUCUGCAGAUUUUGAGGGCCAUGCGAGAUGCUGGUAUUCAACCUGAUGUGGUAACCUACACAACAAUUAUCAAGGUUUGCGUGGAAAAUAAAGAUUUCAAGAGUGCAUUUUCAUUAUUUGCAGCAAUGAAAAGAUAUCAGAUAAAACCAAAUAUGGUCACAUAUAAUACACUUCUUAGAGCUCGUAGCCAAUAUGGAUCUUUGCAGGAAGUACAACAAUGCUUAGCUAUAUAUCAGGAUAUGCGGAAAGCAGGGUAUAAACCCAAUGAUUACUAUCUCAAGCAACUAAUUGAGCAGUGGUGUGAAGGCGUAAUCCAAAAUGGCAAUCAGAGGAAAUACAACUUCAGCACUCGCAAUAGAACCCAUUUAGGGCCUGAAAGUAUGAUUCUCGAGAAAGUUGCAGAACACUUGCAGAAGGAUAAUGCUAGUAUAUCCAUCAAUCUUCGGGGGCUUAGUAAGGUUGAAGCUCGGAUGGUGGUUCUUGCGGUUUUGAGAAUGAUAAGAGAGAAGUACACUGCAGGAGAUUCAGUUAAAGAUGACGUGCAAAUCUUUUUAGGAGUCCAAGAAGUAGGUACACGUGCUGUCAGACAUGAAAAUGUAGUUAAGGAAGCUAUAAUCAAACUUUUGCAACAUGAUCUGGGACUUGAGGUAAUUUCGAUAGCACCUAGAAUUGGAAAUGACAGAAACCAGGAUGGGAUAAACCAUCUGGCCAAGUCUUCAAACAUGGAAGAAAAUGCAGAAAGAGUUAUUUUACGAGCAAAUGUGCACUCUCCAACUAGGAGACCAGUGGUUUUGCAUAAAUUGAGGAUAACUAAGGAAUCAUUGCAAUCCUGGCUUACAAGAAGAUUAGAUGCUCCUGUAGUACAGUGAUAGUGAGAACCAUGUUGUGUAUAGAUUUGUAUGAACUCUUGUUUUUUCUGUAGAGUUCUUUGAUCCUUAUUCUUUCAACAGCUGAAUAGCAUUGUAUACUCGACAACACCACGUGCUGAAAACUCCUUAUUUUACCAUCAAAUGUAAACAAAAGUAACAGAAGAAAAAUAAUUGUUCUUAUUCUUGUGCUCU